UUGCCAUAUGACAUUUAUUAACCUCCAAUUUAAUGAUAAAGUCUUAAAUAUAUACAUAACUUCUUAAAACCGGCCAGUAAUGUAUAACUUUCAUUACAAAAAAUGAUUGGACGCCUCUGCAAUUACUGUUGUAAAACAGUCACCAGAGCUUUCCACACAUCACCUAAAAGAUUGAGCGAACGUGAGAAUCCCAUUAGCCGAACGUUCAGAAUCCUCCGGGAGGAUUUGACUAGAAAAAAGAAGAGUGUAGUUAAUAGGAGCGAUGAACUGACCAAUCUGUUUCCAAGUCACGCGGACAUAGUGAUAAUCGGCGGUGGUGCUGUCGGAAGUUCUGUAGCUUACUGGCUGAAAGAGAAGACGAACGCUCACGCAUUAAGGAUAGUUGUUUUGGAGAAAGACCCUUCAUAUUCAAAAUGUUCUACCACACUGUCAGUGGGAGGAUUGAGGCAACAGUUCUCUUUGCCAGAGAACAUUCACAUGUCGAUGUUUGGGGCAGAGUUCUUAAGGACUCUGAAAAAACGAUUUGGGCCAGAGGCUGAAGUCAAUUUCACACCUCACGGCUACAUGGUACUUGCCAGUGAGGAUGGGGCACAACAAUUAUUGGACAACUCCAAGUUGCAAAGGGAACUGGGGGCAGUGAACACAGUCCUCACCAGGGAUGAUCUGAAAGAAAGAUUUCCUUGGAUGAAUGUUGAUGAUGUAGAACUGGGAUGCUUAGGUUUGGAGAAAGAAGGCUGGUUUGACCCCUGGUCAAUGUUGAAUGUCUUAAGGAAAGGCGCUCAAGAUCUGGGAACUCAAUACAUACACGCUGACGUAGUUGAUUUCACCUUCCAUUCAAGAUCAGAUAUUAUGGUUGAAGGUAUUGAAGGCAACUAUCAGGCUGUGAAUGAAGUUAUUGUAAAACUACCUAACGGCGAAAGGAAAUCGAUUCAUUUCGCCUAUUGUGUCCUAGCAGCUGGUUGUGAUUCAGGGGAAAUCGCUGAGUUGGCCGGGAUCGGUCUUGGCAAUGGUAUGCUCUCCAUUCCAUUACCAGUUGAAAAAAGAAAACGAUAUGUGUACAACUUCAACUGCCCACACAUGCCGCCAGGCAUCAACACGCCGCUGACGUGCGACUUCUCCGGCAUGUACUUCCGCAGGGAGUGCCUGGGUGGGUCGUUCAUCUGCGGCCUGUCGCCGCCUCCGGAAGAGGAGCCCCUGUGCGACAACAUGGACGUGGAUCACACGUAUUUCGACGAAAAAAUAUGGCCUUUGCUGGCCAACAGGGUCCCAGCGUUUGAAGCUGUGAAGGUGACUGGAGGAUGGAGCGGGUUCUACGAUUACAAUCGUUACGAUGAGAACGGUAUAAUUGGGGCGCAUCCUUAUUACUUUAAUAUGUAUCUUGCCACUGGGUUUAGUGGGCAUGGUAUUCAACAAGCGCCAGCUGUGGGCAGAGCGAUUGCAGAACUGAUUUUAGACGGACGAUUUGUUACGAUUGAUCUUACACGACUAGGAUUUGAUAGGCUAAUUGUGGAUAAGCCCAUGUAUGAACAACAUAUUAUAUAAUCUAUGGGUGUGUAAUUAACAUAUAAAUAUUACUAGUAUUAUUUAUCUGGAUUAUAAAUAAUACUAAUUAUAUUUAUAUUUGUGAUAUUUACACACAAUAUCAUUGUUAAGUAUACAAAUGACACUAUUAUACAAAAUUUAUUAGGUAAUUUAUUUAUAUUUUAAUAUAAUGUUAAAAGAAA
Molecule: messenger RNA, 1724 nt
Organism: Aethina tumida (small hive beetle)
Lineage: Eukaryota; Metazoa; Arthropoda; Insecta; Coleoptera; Nitidulidae
Product: FAD-dependent oxidoreductase domain-containing protein 1
Exons: 7
Coding region: 103-1542 (479 amino acids)
Cellular component (GO): cytoplasm
Molecular function (GO): oxidoreductase activity
Source: RefSeq, a predicted model, not a curated record